Messenger RNA from Cyprinodon tularosa, 1279 nucleotides. RefSeq lists its product as uncharacterized. The transcript has 3 exons. The coding region runs from base 162 to 794 and encodes 210 amino acids. The record is from RefSeq and is a predicted model, not a curated record. Lineage: Eukaryota; Metazoa; Chordata; Actinopteri; Cyprinodontiformes; Cyprinodontidae.
UCAACAACAACGUUGUAUCAGAGCUAUGUUUACGUUUGCGUAGCCGUCAAUAUGACCGCGACGUCCCACAAUGCAACGUGGAUCCCGAGCCCUAUUACAAAGCCAAAACUCAAAACUGCAAAAGUGGGUCUGACCCAGCCUGCUUUGAGUUCUAUGAUCAAAUGGAUGAAAUGAUGGGAAAUAGGCCGUUGUCAAAUUUGUCCUCCAACGGCGUGGAUGUUGGCUUGGAGAAUGAAGAGGACUACAACUCGGACAUUCCUCAAGAAGAUGGCAGCAUCACGGAUAAUGAGUCCAGCACUGAAAUCUCAGACAGCAGCUCGACUCACCGGAUCCCAACACAGACAGAGGAAGGUCCUCCUCAUACCUCUAAGGAAGUACAGCCAUCCAGAAAAAGACCACGAGAAAGAUCAUCUGGCUAUGCAAAAGCUAUGCACACUUGGGCAACUGAACAACAGGUCUUCUUGGAGAAGAUGCAGGAAUCGCAAAACAAGUGGCUUGAAGACCAACAGGAAAAACGUCAACAAAGGGAAGAAAGGUUUUUGACAAGGUUCAUAGAAGAGAGUACCCUCUCACAUCAGCGCCUCAUCGGCCAGCUUUUUGAUGGCCUAAAGUCUAUCUUCCCAACCCCCCCACCUCCACAAGGAAUGGCUCCAGGACCCUCCUACCCACCUCAGCAUCACUACCCUCCUCAGCAUCCCUACCCAGGCUACAGCGGGUCAGCUCAGAUUCCCCACAACACCCCAAACUAUAGCGAAAACUACAGCUCUGAAUACUGCCUGCAUGAUCUAGAUUAGGUGUCACUUACCUAAUGCAUUUUGUUUAUUUUUAUUUCAGAGUUCCAAAAGUUUACUGCUGGGUUUACAUACUCAAAGGAGUUUUGUUUAGUAAAAAAAAUAACAGUUUCCAGUUAGUUUUCUCAAGGGAAAAAAGAAACCCAGUUAACAUAUUUUUUAUGGCAGAACUGUCAGAAACUAGACUGAAGGUGAAAGCAAAACAGUCAUUUUUGUUACAGGUUAAUGAACAGUUUGUUUAAUAAAGAAUUUAUAGCACUGCCACAACACUCUGCAGCACCAGGAUAUAUCACAAUCUACCUCUACAGCUGUGUUAAAGGCAGUUUAUUCAUUUUUUUUCCUUUUAUAAACGUAUUCAGAAGUUUGUAUUUACAUGUUUAUUGAAAAAUGGUGAAGCUCUAUGGGCACAUGUUCUGUUUUGCACUGACUGCACAAAUGUUAAACUUGCACUUUUUUAUGUGCCAUGGCAAGUCUUGCCAUUUUCUUUU